AGACCUACAUUAAGGCCAGCGAUCAGAACAACCGCCGUAUCUACAACCGGACCAACCAUAAGACCAACUGCCAGACUAACAACCAGCACCGACUCACCAUGCUCAGCCUCAUCAAACUACCUCCAGUCCUGUCCAUCAAAGAGGUGCCCAAAGUCUUUCAGGAGGACUCCAUCAUGUCUGGGUACCGGCCUCCUCGCAGCUCGGCCACAGACUGUGUCCUCAGUCUCUUCCAGAUGACCAAUGAGACGCUCAACAUCUGGACUCACUUCCUGCCCACAUGGUAUUUUCUAUGGAAGCUGGUGAGUGUGGUGUUCCUGUACUCGGCCUGGCAGGACUCGUACACGUGGCCGUUGGUCAUGUACCUGAUCUCCAUCUGCCUGUACCCCCUGGCCUCCAGCUGUGCCCACACCUUCAGUUCCAUGUCUCCCCGCGCCCGCCACAUCUGCUUCUUCUGGGACUACGGAGCGCUCAGCUUCUACAGCCUGGGCUCGGCCAUCAGCUACUCGUUCUACGUGUUCCCGGACAAGUGGGUCAACAGCUCCUUCCACCAAUACUUCAUCCCCAUCGCUGUGUGCAACAGCAUCCUGUCCACCGGCCUGGCCUGCUACUCCAGACUGGGCCUGCCCUUCCUUCACUAUAAUCAGGACUCUGUGAAGAGGUUUCCGGAGAAGCCAAGUCCAAAUUUAAGUAAGGCUGUGCGCGUGGUGGCGUUUGCCUAUCCGUACCUGUUUGACAGCAUUCCUCUGUUCUACAGGGUGUUCCUGUGCACAGAUGACGGCUGCACUCACAAUAACACAAACCUGAUACACGUUUACCACAUCGGCCUGGCCUUCCUCACCGGCUUCCUGUUCUCCACACGUUUCCCAGAGCGCCUGGCCCCUGGAAGCUUCGACUACAUCGGCCACAGCCACCAGCUCUUCCACGUAUGCGCCAUCCUGGGCACCCACACACAGAUGCAGGCGCUGGAGCAGGACAUGCUGGUGCGCAGGCCCUGGCUCCUGGAGCACGCCCUCCCCGUCUCCUUCGGCAGCUCCGUGGGCGCUGCCAUCUUGAGCCUGCUGUCCACCGUGUUCAUCAUCUCCCUCUUCAGUUUGCCUCUGCUCCUGCCCGCCAUGUCCAAGGACCGGGUGCCAACAGAGAGUGGGCAUCGGAAAGAGUGCCAACACUGAAACACAGAGGAAGAGACUGAGAAGCAUGUUUGGUAAAGUUGAGGUUAAAGAGCAAUCAAAGAACAAUGUUACUGAAAAUGGAAAAUGGAGAAAAUGGAACUUUAAAAUGCACACAUUUGGUUUCCUGAGAAAUGCAGAAUUAUAAUGUUUGCAACAUGUGGUAUUUCAUUUAGCAGCACCUUUCCAUUAAAUUAAUUAUUAAUAAAUUAUUAUUAUUAUUUA
Molecule: messenger RNA, 1391 nt
Organism: Boleophthalmus pectinirostris (great blue-spotted mudskipper)
Lineage: Eukaryota; Metazoa; Chordata; Actinopteri; Gobiiformes; Gobiidae
Gene: paqr5b
Product: progestin and adipoQ receptor family member Vb
Exons: 9
Coding region: 99-1169 (356 amino acids)
Cellular component (GO): membrane
Molecular function (GO): signaling receptor activity
Source: RefSeq, a predicted model, not a curated record